AUUUGUCAUCGAUCUUCUUUGAUCUUCAUCUUCAGGAGGAGACUUCCCGUCAUCCCGCUGCGGGCCGGUUGCCAUGGUAACCCUGUAUCCCGCCGCUGGCCGCGCGCGCCGCAGUGAGGAGAGCGGAGGGAGACGGUGAGUCACCGACACCGAGAGCGGCGACCGACGGACCGGAGACAGACACCCGGUUAGCCCCGUUAGCCUGUUAGCAUCCCCGAUGCUACAGAGGGGGGGACCGCGGAUGAGGGACCGAUGACGGCAACAGCCGCAGUGUCGCUUCGACCUGAGACGACGGAAACAGCAAUCAGAGCAUCAGUGUUCAAGAUCCGCAUUGUUGCUUCAACCUGAGAGACAACAGCAACCUCAUCAAGGUGCAGCAACCUCAUCAAGGUGCAGCAACCUCAUCAAGGUGCAGCAACCAGACUGUUGCUGCUGCAGUGUUGCUUCAACAGACAUCCAGCAACUACACCUGCGGCAACUUGUAUCCUCCUACAACUGUUGAUUUUAUUGACCACCAUGUUGCUUCCUCCGAGAGACAAAAGAGCAACCCGAGCAAUUAUAUAAACAGCAACCAGCAGCCAGCCGUCACUGUGUUGCUUCAGUGUGAGAGGAUUGAAUCUGCAACUGCAACUCAACCGACUCUGCCCGACUCAUCCAGCAGGUCUUCAGGCUGGACAGAUGGACGUCCUCUCAGAGCGUCAGACUGAUCAGCUGAUCUGGAAUCAGUCAGGUGACGGCCUCUGGUCUAGUUAAGCCCCGCCCACCAUAGCCCCUCCUCCUGGUUUAAGUGAAGAUAAAAAGAUGAGUCUGUUGAAGGAGGCGGAGCCUGCUCGGGGGAUGGAGGGGAAGGUGCAGACCUGGGCUCAGUCUCUGGUUUACACUCUGGAGGAACUCGAGUGUAAAAUCUGCUACAACCGCUACGACACUCGCAGCAGGAAACCCAAACUGCUGGGCUGUCUGCACCGAGUCUGCGCCAAGUGUCUGAAGAAGAUGGUCGACAUGGGAGAGUCUUCACCCGCCAUCAGCUGUCCUUUCUGUCGCCACAAGACUCACGUCCCGGACGAAGAGGUGUGGCUGAUGGAGGACGACCGACACAUCCUGGCCGUUCUGUCGUGUCAGGAUCGAGCCCGGCGAGGAGGAGGAGGAGGAGGAGGAGGAGGAGGGGGAGGAGGGGAGGUGGUGCUGAGUCCAAACAGUCUCACUGGUAAAAUAAUUCAAGGAGGAGGCGUGAACCCGUCUCACCGCUCCUCCGACUGUCUCGUCAUCACCAUCAUGGAGCUCCCGGAGGAGUCUCCGUCCUCGGACUCACUGAGCAUGCUCAAUGUGGUGGGUCUGUACCGCCCCCCCAGCCUGGACUCCCUGCCCUGCAACCUGCCGGCUCAGAAGUGUCGCGCCUGGACGUCCCGCAGCUUCCCGCGCUGCCUGCUGGGGGCGCUCUGCCUGGUGUACUUCAGCUCACUUCCUCUAGGGAUCUACCUGCUGAUGAUUGGUCAGCUGUGGCUGGGCGUGGUCCUGGUCAGUCUGGUCCCCUCCACGCUGCUGCUGCUCGUCCUCUACGGCUUCUGUCAGUGUCUGUGCCACGAGCUGAUGGAGGCGCUCGCCGCACGCUCGCACACGCUGCCAUGACCACGACACAACACACGCCGCUUACACCAUACACUGCCAUGACAACAAGACCAUGCAUGCUGCCAUCACAACGACACACUGUAGACUACUCUGAUGACAACAGACGUUGCCAGGACGACGACAAAACCAGCUGCCAUAAUGACAACAACGACACGACACGUGCUGCUAUGACAACGACAGAUGAUGCAACAUGUUGACGGUCAAAACGCUCUCAUGAUUUUAAGGCACGUAGGCUGGGACAAACACAGACAGUAUAAAAAUAUGGACGACAUCACUGCUACUCAAAAGUGAAGCCAAAACAUUUGGAGCUCCCCCCGCUGACAGGCUGCAGUAUAGGUCAUAAGCCCCGCCCCCUCCAUGUUAACAGAUG
Labrus mixtus (cuckoo wrasse) is the source of this 1996-nucleotide messenger RNA. Its product is annotated as E3 ubiquitin-protein ligase RNF182. The record is from RefSeq and is a predicted model, not a curated record. NCBI's taxonomy places the organism in Eukaryota, Metazoa, Chordata, Actinopteri, Labriformes, Labridae. The transcript has 8 exons. Bases 802 to 1626 code for a protein of 274 amino acids.